This is a messenger RNA of Harpegnathos saltator (Jerdon's jumping ant), 1586 nucleotides long. Its product is annotated as inhibitor of growth protein 1. Bases 150 to 1067 code for a protein of 305 amino acids. Gene Ontology annotation, biological process: positive regulation of DNA-templated transcription. Lineage: Eukaryota; Metazoa; Arthropoda; Insecta; Hymenoptera; Formicidae. The transcript is spliced from 3 exons. Gene Ontology annotation, cellular component: nucleus. The record is from RefSeq and is a predicted model, not a curated record.
ACUGUUUGAGAUCUGUUGAGUGGUGUACUUCGCAUAAAUAAUACAGAAAAUUGAAGAAGCGACUUUGGGACGUAGCUUCGUCGUGCGUCAUCGUUGUGUAUCUGUGGCGUUUGAAGGAAAGUCAACGAGAGAGGAGCAACAACACGACGAUGUUGAACCAGGCGGUGGUCGAAGCUCUGUACUCGGCAACGUACAUUGAAAACUACCUGGAUUGUGUGGAAAAUCUACCGAACGACUUGCAAAGAUAUGUCUCCCGUCUACGCGAGCUAGACGCUACAUGUCAAACAUAUCUACGUGAAGUAGAUCAACAGCAAGAAAUAUUGCGCAGUGAUUCAGACAUGGCAGCUAAGAGAAGAGCAUUGAUGAGAAUACAACAAGCUCUGAUUGCAGCGCAAGAAAUUGGUGAUGAAAAGUUAAACAUUGUUCAACAAGUACAAGACCUCAUAGAAAAUAAGGCCAAACAGUUGGAGUUAGAUUAUCAAAAUUUAGAUUUUGGUAAAGAACAAGAAUGUUCCGAGUCUGCCCGUGAAUCAAAUAUCAGUAGCAAUACAAAUAGUGCGAGUCACGCAAAUAGCACAGAACGUCAACCAAAGCGUGCCAGAAGAACAAGAACUGAAACUUUGAUGGAGUCGGCACAUUCUAUGGACAUGUUAGUUAUGACAGAGACAAGAUCUUCAGCAUUGCCCAGCACAAGCAAUGGUAAUCAAAAGAAGACUACUGCAGCUGCUACUGGUAAGAAGAAGAAAAGAAAAUCUCGGCAAGGCAAUCAGCAGAAUCAGCAUCGUGAGGACACACCGCCACCACCGGAGGAUGAUCUCGCUAUCGAUCCUGAUGAACCCACUUAUUGUUUGUGUGACCAAAUAUCUUAUGGAGAGAUGAUUCUCUGUGACAAUGAUCUAUGUCCUAUAGAAUGGUUCCACUUCUCUUGCGUCUCAUUGACCACAAAGCCUAAGGGUAAAUGGUUUUGUCCCAAAUGUCGUGGUGAUCGGCCUAAUGUCAUGAAACCAAAAGCGCAAUUCCUCAAGGAGCUGGAAAGGUACAAUAAGGAGAAAGAGGAAAAGUCGUAGCAGGAGGAAAAUGCAGAAAAGUUUAGAAGUUUCGGCAAAGUUAAUUGGACUUGAUUCAGAAAAAUUUCUUCAGAGAAUAGAAAUUUUGAUCUUAAAACUGUGAAUUAAAAUUUCAUAUUCUAUUGAAAUCUCGGCUUAUUGAUACAUAUAUGUACAUGUUUCUGUAAAACUCAUGUGACAAAGUCAAUCAGCCACUGAAGGAUGAUGAUAUUGAUUAUUAAAAGCGCCAUCAUUACUCUUUUAACUGUAAAAACAUAAACAUCUCAUGUUUCUAAGUCGUAGGUAAUAAUUGAUUGUAUAUUACACAUUAUUGUACAUACGACAUAAUAUUAAACUGGGUCAUAGAUUUUAUUUUGAACAUGCUUCCAAUGUCGAUAUUGACCAAUGCUGGUUUAAUAUUUUCAUUGGUUUGACAUUAAUCAUUAUAGAGAUACUAAAUAAAAUAAUUCAUAUGUGUUGAGUACACAAUGUAAGUUUAUUUUCAUGUUCAAUGUUGGUUUCAUUAAAAAUGAAAGAGAA